GGAUGACCACGUGACCCCCGCCGCCAUCUUUCUUCCUGGCGCUCACUCCGGGCGGCGGAGUCCGCGCCCCAUUGCGCAGGCGCUUGCGAGGCGCGCGGCCAGUCGUCGCGGUCUCGUGUUCUCAGGUCCGGCCGCACCAUGGCGUCCGCGCUGGCGGCGAAGAUGCUGGCGUCCGCCCUGGGCCCCCUGCUCCGGCCGCGGCCUCCCCCUGCCGUGCCCCGCGCGCUCUCCACGCUCCUGCCCGGACGCCCUGGCGCUGCAGGGCCCGCGGGGCUGCCGGGCCGCCUGCUGCCCGGCCUGCAGCCCGCCCUGGGGUUCAAGACCAAGGGCGUCAUCAAGGAGCGGUGCCGGGACUGCUACCGGGUGAAGAGGCGCGGCCGCUGGUUCAUCUACUGCCGAGCGAACCCGAAGCACAAGCAGAGGCAGAUGUAGCCGCGGCGUCGCAAGCACCGCCGCGUCCCCUCCCGAGCAGGGGGGCACCACCUGGGGACCGACAAUAAAACGUAAACUCGUGUGGUCUGUGUCC
Lontra canadensis (Northern American river otter) is the source of this 526-nucleotide messenger RNA. RefSeq names its product mitochondrial ribosomal protein L36 (gene MRPL36). The record is from RefSeq and is a predicted model, not a curated record. NCBI's taxonomy places the organism in Eukaryota, Metazoa, Chordata, Mammalia, Carnivora, Mustelidae. Gene Ontology annotation, biological process: ribosome biogenesis; translation. The coding region runs from base 139 to 432 and encodes 97 amino acids. The transcript is spliced from 2 exons. Gene Ontology annotation, molecular function: structural constituent of ribosome. Gene Ontology annotation, cellular component: ribosome; mitochondrial large ribosomal subunit.